Molecule: messenger RNA, 2997 nt
Organism: Penicillium atrosanguineum
Lineage: Eukaryota; Fungi; Ascomycota; Eurotiomycetes; Eurotiales; Aspergillaceae
Product: tetratricopeptide repeat protein
Exons: 3
Molecular function (GO): protein binding
Source: RefSeq, a predicted model, not a curated record
GGUCUGAUCAUGACAUCAAUAUCGUUCCACGGCAACAGCCAUGGGAUCCAGGUCGGAGAUAACCGUGGCUCAAUCACAGCAGGGUUCCAUCUGCACCCAGGUAAGUUGGGCUCGGAGGAAUGGGACAAGCUCGCGGUCGCGCGCGAUCCGGACUUUGUCAGUCGCGAUACGCUGCUUAACCGGAUUCACGAGAAAAGCUCAGUGCCAGGGUCGAGAAUAGCGCUCGUCGGCCUCGGCGGUGUUGGAAAAUCACAACUGGCUAUCGAAUACUCCUAUCAAAUACGAACCGAAUCGCCGGCAACAUGGAUUUUCUGGGUCCAUGCGAGUAGCGAAGCCCGUUUCGAGCAAAGUUUCUGGGACAUCGCAGAUCAGGUCAAAAUACCCGGUCGCCAGGAUCCUGCAGUGAAUAUAUAUAGACUGGUUGAGAGCCAGCUCCGGGACGAGAAGAAAGGAAGAUGGGUCUUUAUCCUUGACAAUGCCGACGACGACGAAUUUCUUUGUUCGCUUCCACCUAAUGGAACUGGCACCCUAGCAAGAGAGGAUCCAAACGUCUCGAUUAAGCCAUUGCUAGAGUACGUUCCUAGAAGUCGGAAUGGAUCUGUCAUAAUCACGAGUCGAAGCAGAGAGGUCACGCUAAAGAUGGUCCAUCACCAGGAUAUUAUUGAAGUGAAACCGAUGGAAAAAUCUGAAGCGAUGAAGCUUCUUCAAAUACAUCUUGGUCAACCAAGGGAGGAUCAAGAGAGUCAUCUUUUAUUGGAAGCGCUCGAGUAUAUACCGCUUGCGGUCGUCCAGGCCGCUAGCUAUGUUCGAGAACAGGGGUCUCGCUACUCUGUAUCAAAAUAUUUGAGAGACUUUCGGGAAAGUGACCGAAAAGCAACAAGGCUUAUGGAGCGAGAAGCAGGUCAUCUCUACCGAGACUGGGAGGCAAAGAACUCUAUUCUGGUAUCAUGGCAAAUUUCAUUCGACCAUAUUCGGCAAAUCAAGCGAUCUGCAGCGGAAUUACUCUCACUGAUGAGUUUUUUCGAUAGACAGGGAAUCCCAGAGCGCCUUAUCAGGCUUCAGCCUGAUUUCAAUCACAGAUCAACCUCAGAGCUACUAGACGAUUCAAUUGAUGGGAAUUCAUCUACAUCUGAUGUCGACUUCGACUUUGAAGACGAUAUCAUGACACUGAGAAACUACUCAUUCAUAUCUGUUAGUGAAAACGGCUCUUCCUUUAUGAUGCAUCGACUGGUGCAAUUAACGACGCGUGCGUGGUUGAAAUCUCAUGGUGUAAUGGAACCAUGGAAAGAGAUAUUUAUCAGCAACUUAAACCGCAAAUUUCCCAUUGGAAAGUACGAACAUUGGGAAAAAUGCCGCUCACUCUUUCCUCAUGUUCGAUCAGCGAUGCUUCAUCGACCGGAAUCACAGGGGUAUCUCUUGAAAUGGGCCACUCUCCUGUAUAGAGGUGCAUGGUAUGCAUCGGAAAGCGGUAAUAUCUCAGAUGUGAGGGAGAUGGCAUUAAAGUCGAGAGAUGAAAGAGUGAUACUCCUAGGCGCCGAGCAUGAAGAAGCUCUUGAAAGUACCGCGAUAUUAGCAAGAGCAUACUCACUUGAAGGCUGCUGGGAGAAGGCUGAGGAACUUCAAAUACAGGUGAUGGAGACUCGCAAGAAAAAGCUUGGCGAGGAUCAUCCCGACACGCUUUCGAGUAUGGCCAGCUUAGCGUCCACAUAUUGUAGCCAAGGUCAAUGGGACGAGGCUGAGAAGUUCAAACUACAGGUGGUACAAGGCCGCAUUAGGAAGCUUGGCGAGCAUCAUCCAGAAACACUAAAAAGUAUGACCGACCUGUCGUCGACAUAUCUACAUCAAAGUCGAUGGGAGGAGGCCGAGAAGCUUAAUAUACAGGCAAUAGCGACUUAUAAGAGGGCUCUCGGCGCAGAUCAUCCUGACACACUUUUGAGUAUGGCUAGCUUAGCGUCGACUUACAAUGGCCAAGGCCGAUUGGAUGAAGCCGAGUCGCUUAGAAUGCAGGUUAUGAAGACUCAAAGAACAAAGCUCGGGGAGGACCACCCUCAUACACUAGCGAGUUUGAGCAGCCUAGUGGGAAUCUACAUAGAUCAAGGGAGGUGGGAUGAAGCCGAGAAGCUCAACAUACGUUUAAACGAGACUUGCGAGAGGAAGCUUGGCGAAGCCCAUCCGCACACACUGACAAGCUUGAAUGGCUUGGCGCACAUCCACUUACACCAAGAUCGGUACGAGCAGGCUAAAAAGCUUCACGUGCAGAUAAUUGAGACAUGCAUGAAAAAGCUCGAUGAAGACCAUCCUGUGACUCUGAGAAGCUUGGAAAAUCUUGCAUUGACAUAUAGAUAUCAAAGCCGGUGGGAGGAGGCUGAGAAACUCGAGGUGCAGGUCAUGGAGACUCGCAAGAGAAAACUCGGCGAGGAUCACCCUGAGACGCUAGGGAGCAUGUCCAUCCUAGCAUCGAUAUAUACACAGCAAGGCCAGUGCAGUAAAGCCGAGCAGCUUCAAGUGAAGGUGAUGGAGACUCGCAAGAAAAAGCUCGGCGAGGAUCACCCUGAGACGCUAGGGAGCAUGUCCAUCCUAGCAUCGAUAUAUACACAGCAAGGCCAGUGCAGUAAAGCCGGGCAGCUUCAAGUGAAGGUGAUGGAGACUCGCAAGAGAAAGCUCGGCGAAGAUCAUCCCGACACACUUUCAAGUAUGACCAGCUUGGCAGUAGCAUAUUGCAGGCAUCGCCGGUGGGAAGAGGCCGAGCAGCUUGAUGUGCAGGUGAUGGAGACUCGCAAGAGAAAGCUCGGCGAGGAUCAUCCCGACACACUUUCAAGUAUGGCUAACCUCGCCUUUACCUGGAAAUCUUCGGGUAAUGAUGCCGAGGCCGUCAAGUUACUUAGGGACUGCCUAGUCAAACAGCAGCAAACACUAGGGCAAAAUCAUCCGGAUACUCUCUCUACUUCUGAAGCAUUGCUGGAAUGGGAAACGGAGAAGCUGGAUAUAAAUGGCUAG